This is a messenger RNA of Cuscuta epithymum, 793 nucleotides long. NCBI's taxonomy places the organism in Eukaryota, Viridiplantae, Streptophyta, Magnoliopsida, Solanales, Convolvulaceae. The record is from the annotation of a GenBank genome assembly.
CUUUUAUGAAUUGGAGGUAGACAUGCGUAUGGAUCUCCCCCUUGAAGGGUAAACUACCAUUUGUACGUAAACAAGUGGGGAGAGCUGAUACAGAGAUGGACUAUGCCGAUUUUCACUGAGGGAAACGAGUACGCCGCCAAACUUAUUAUUGAUGGUGCACCCUUCCUUAUGGGCCAUUACAUAGGUGAGGAUGAUAUGAUUGUCCUUGAAUAUACCCCAGGCGGUAGGGAGCCAAAUCCGAAGAAGAAGGGUGAUAGUUAUAACAUUAGUUCAGUAGUGACGGGCGGCGGAGGCAAAGGCAGUGAUGAAGAUGGUGGCGGCCUGGCAGUAUCUAGAAGUGGCAUUUGGUGGCGGCACCUGCGGCCGGUGGCAGCUGGCAGAAAUAGCUGGUGCAAGCAAUAGGUGGUGUCGGCGCAAGAGAACUCAUCUGUUAUGGAUGGUGGAUAUGUGCAACAAACAUAUUUUAAUUUUAAGUUAAUUAGUUGAUAUUUUUAAUAAAGAAAUUAGGAUUUUUGAUAUUUCUACUCCUAUGAAAUUAUGCGGAACAUUGAAUUCCUGCAGUUUUAUUAGUCGUUGCAGAAUUUACUCAAGAGAAAAAAUAGGGGAACAAAUAUAAUUGAUUAGGCGGAUUGUAAGCCUAGGCGACACAUCUGGGUGACAGGAGGAGCGUCCCAAGAAGCCGACUUGAAUCUCAUUGCCUUGAAAUCGUUGACGCACUGCUUCACUCUCAUCUUCGUCACCCGCUUCCUGACUGCCGCCAGCUUCUUGCCGGCGACCUGGUCAAAGAUGCUCU